AUGUUUUGCGAAGACGCUUGUUUGGGCUACAGUUGUGGUCUGGAUAAAAUUAGGACUUUGAAUGAUAAACUCAACGCUGAAGUGAUCGAACAAAUUAAUGGUUCCCAAGAAUUGGUUAUGCUUACCAAUUUCGCCAGGGAGUCUAACGAGUAUCAUUAUAAAAAAAGCUUGCAAGAGAGAAUAUCAGACGUCAGUUCCUGGCGUUGGGUGUUAGAAGACCUUUCGAAGCGUCUAGAAGAAGCGAUACAAGUUCUAAAGUAUGAAGAGAACGCUCUACGAGUAGUCGUCGAAAGAAUUCAGGAUGAGAUUGAGAAUCAUUCGAAGCAAGGUUCAAAGCCGGGUGCCAUCAGUCCCUUGCGUGAUAUUGUGGAAGAAGCCAUAUUGCAGGAGUACAAUUUCCUAAGAGAAGAGAAGAGGAAAUUUGAAAGACUUCUUCCUGAGCUAGAGAAACAGAUAGCGCAAGUAGAAAAGACGAAGCAGCGUAUAGAAAAAGACAUUCUCAUCAAAGAGCAAGCGAUAAGCGUUGACGAAAACUGUGUUGAGAGAAAUUAUUCGGACAUUGCUGUAGACGCAAAUUGGAAAGAGAAGAAAAAGAAGUGCGUGUCUUUAUUUCUUCAUCUCCUAUUCUGA
This is a messenger RNA of Leptosia nina, 630 nucleotides long. The record is from the annotation of a GenBank genome assembly. Lineage: Eukaryota; Metazoa; Arthropoda; Insecta; Lepidoptera; Pieridae.